Messenger RNA from Cyprinus carpio (common carp), 2380 nucleotides. RefSeq lists its product as uncharacterized. The transcript is spliced from 6 exons. The record is from RefSeq and is a predicted model, not a curated record. NCBI's taxonomy places the organism in Eukaryota, Metazoa, Chordata, Actinopteri, Cypriniformes, Cyprinidae. The coding region runs from base 129 to 1817 and encodes 562 amino acids.
UAGUGAUGUGACGUCAUAGAGCUGCGCCGCGCUGCAGCGUCUGUUGCGAUUCGGCUGACGAAAGCAGAGUGUCCAAACACAAACUCCUGGCGGAGCAGCAGAGGUCCACGUGACACACUGUUAUAAAGAUGGCGUUUAUUAAAGAGGAGAGUGAAGAUGUGUGGAUUGAAGAAACGUUCAGAGUCAAACAAGAAGAUGCCCAGGAACAAACAGAUGUUCCAAAGUCUUGUCCAGCCAAACUUCGUGUCAUUCUUCAGGACCAUGACAUUCGCAAACUUGACUUGCCUCAUGGAAUCCCAGGGACUGUGAGUGAACUUGAGUCUAUUAUGAGGAAGACAUUUGGCCUUAAUGGGAACUUUACUUUGCAUUAUAAAGAUGCUGAUUUCGGAGAGGAAUAUUUUUCUCUUACCUCAACAAGUGAAAUCAAGGACAAGGACACAAUUAAGGUGAUUCACAUUGUUGAACCUCCCACACUUACGCUGACUUUUACUGAUGUGGAGAGUUCCAUUAAAAGUGCAUCAAAGACCUGCAUCCAAACCUCAGUCCACACUUCAGUGACCGACAUCUAUCCUUCUGUCAGCAGUUCCUAUUCUGGAUCGCAGGAUACUCCGAUUCUUUCAUUAUCUGAACACAAGACUCAGCGUUCACAGCGUUGGCCUUCUGAAUUCCCAGUACCUCGCUUUGCCUAUGAUACAGAACUUGUGCUUGCUGCAGCAAGUGAAGCUUUCAAGAAGGAUGGAAUUCAACUCAACUUUACACCAAUCCUUCCAGACAUCCUAGAGAAACUGGCUGAAACCAUCUUUCAGUAUGUGGCCUACCCAACAAGCGCACAGUUGUCCGAUGUUGCUGAGGCGCUGAUUCAGAAAUAUCCUUGCCUUAAAGAACCAGGCUCAUAUAAUGGAUGCUAUGGAUGGCGACAGAGACUGAAAUAUAAAAUGGGCAACUAUAGAGCAAAACUGAGAGGGCUUGGAUGCCCUGAGCUCGAUGUUAACUCCGUCAAAAAGAAGCGUGCACAUGAAAAAGCACCUGCAAAAAAUAUCAAAAAGCCAAGAAAGGCAGAGGUGAACUUUUUGCCCCCUCACCCACAAGGAGAAACCGAAGAAAGCUUGGAACGUGAAAGAGUGGAGCUCCUUAAUGAAGUAAAGAGGGAUAUGAACUAUCAGAUCAUCAGUGAAAAAAUGGCAAAGACAUUCUCUAUUCGCAGGCAGGAAAUUGUCAGUCAAGCAAUACCCGUCAAUGAUUUAAAAUACAGAUGGCCUGCUCUUUUUAAUGCAGCUCAGAUAAAUGAAGAAUUCGAAAGGAUCACCACUGUUAAUCUGGAGACAACGUUCAUGGCAAAACUGGACCAGUACUCUCCUAAAAUAAUGUCCUUGGUGUUCUCACGGGGGCGGUCUUCAAAAAUGAGUAUACAGCGAAUUAAGAACAUGCUGCUAGAGGAUUAUUCUGUGGAAGGAAGGAGAGAGGCUGCUAUUCGUUCCUUAGUGGUAUUUCUCAGAGAAAAUGAGGAAGAUCUGUUUAAAGAACAUUUGGAUGAUGGGGAUAUUGCCAAUGAAGUGAUGAAGAUUAUUAUAACUAGAGGUUCCACAAUGUCAGAACCAGCCAGAGCAACAAUUGUGAUCGAGGGAAUGGAAGUCCAGCAAGACCUGGACGUACCCAGGGCUUGUGCAUUGCUAAUGGGACUGAUAUACGCACUCAACCUCAGCUACCCAAAAGAACUAAAAAACACUUUCGAGGCAUUUCAAAAGAUCUUCCUUGAGCUGGAUGAUAUGAAAGCUAGCCCGAAGGUAAUGUCUUUAAAAAACAAACUACUGUACUAAAACCGUAAAGAAUUAGGUUGCUGUCAUCAAAUUCAAAUGUGAUGUAUAAAAGUUAAGUUGUACAUAUAAUUACAGCAGAUGUACACUUGACAGUUAGCCAUUUAUUUGGAACACCUACAAAAAAUGUAAUGUUUAAAAAAAAAAAAACAGCCUAUGGCGUUAAUUUUAGCUUGGUGGACACUGUAAACUGGCAAUGAGUGUUGUUGAAAUUUCUCAUGUUUUCUGUGUUCUUUUUUGGAAGUAAAACCACAUAUUUACUUACAAAGUAGCUUGGAAAACACAUUUUUUCUCAUGGUUUAUGCCAUUUGAUGCAUUUUUGGCAACACUAAAUCUAUCAAUAUUCCUAUUCACAUACGUUUUGAAGCACUGGAUUCAGUUCAGAGGAUCAAAAACCACAUGAGUUGAACAUGUUGUUUUAUUUUGUUUAAGGGAAACGUCCUGUCAAAAGCCUGCAAUUUUUUUUUUGUCUGUGUGUGCAUAGAUGAUGUUCACUAUUACCAAAUUAUUUGGACCAAACCAAAGUUGCCAUUAGUUUUAUAUUAAACAAUUUUUAAACCUGGAAC